Molecule: messenger RNA, 705 nt
Organism: Meloidogyne enterolobii
Lineage: Eukaryota; Metazoa; Nematoda; Chromadorea; Rhabditida; Meloidogynidae
Source: the annotation of a GenBank genome assembly
UUUUGUUGGAGUGUUGUCAAUCGAUUCUGGAAGGCCUGUGAUGACAAUAGUGUGUUGUCGACGUUCCUCUUCAUAGUAAUCUUUUGCUGAUGGUUGUUCAUUGAGUAGUUGCACUGCUGUCUGAAGAAGUCCACCAAGUUGUUUGAUUAAGAUUUUUGCGUAGUCAGGAAUUGAAGAAUCGGAAUCGAUUGCUGCUGUGUUGUUAAAAUCACAUGCAGUUAUUUGAUCGAUUAAUUUCUGACGUUUGUCGUUAAUAGAAUAAGAAUUUGAAAGUGGAGACAUAUUGGCUUGGCUUUGAUUGCGUUUUUGAAUCCUUUUUUCAAUAUAAAAUUCCAUAUUUAAAAUUCUACUUCCAUAUUUAAAUUUCCAUAUUUAAAAUUCUCCAUUAAAAAAAUAUUUUUAAGAUCACCGUCCAAAUUUGAUGUAAUUAAUACUAAGGAAUGUCUUUUAUCUCCCCAAAAAUCUUUUGUUACAACAAUGGAACCAGCUGAAUUUGAAAAAAGAGCAUUAAAUGAACGUAGACGAACAUUUAAACAAUUAGAAAAAAUAGAAAUUGCAGAGACUUCUGCUUUAAGACAAAGUUUAAGAAAAAUUGAGAAGAACGAAGAUAAAAAGUAUUUAUUUGGUGAUUUAACAAAAUCUAAAAAAGAGCCUUUGCCUAAUUUUUCUGUUGAAGCUCAACAAGCAUAUAAGGCAAUUUUUUAA